CGAGCGAUGCGCCUCCAAGAGAACCUCUACCUUCGGGUUUGAGAUUCACAUCGCAGCCUACAUCCUCGCGUCUGACUGACAUUUAGCGUUUCCCCCCUCAUCAGUAAUUUCUUUAGCUUACGUCUGUCUAAUUUUGAGAGAAAACUAUUCACAGGACAAGGUUUUCGAUUGCAUAUCUGAAAACUGACCUCUCGCAGCAGGCAUUUUUUCCUCUCUUGAACGAUCCCCGGUGGGAGGAUUUGCUUUCAAAAUACCGAUAUAUCUUUUAUUUUGAAACCAGCCAGUGCCAACUGAUAAUCGAAAAUGGUACGGGAAACGUCGGACAAACUCGCUUGAUUGUGCUAAAUAGUGUCUUCAGUUUGUGUCUAUUGGAGGCUCGAAAGCAUCUUCAGGCAGACUACAGGGAGCAGAGGAGGCGGUUUGACUGUCUUCAGGCUGUCAUAAGGUGGGCAGCAGUAAACCAGCAGCCAUGCUGUCAUUGGACGAGCCGCUGGACUUGAAGCUUCCCUCAGGACGGACAGAUGGUCCAGUGAGGUUAGGAAAGAGGGCUUGUCCUUCUUCUAUCUGUGCCCCCCUCAGCACCACACGACCACGCCUGCUAUGUACAACCUUUCCUUCACCACCCUCCUCCCCAGAUUCCCAGUCUUCCCCUCAAGAACGACCCGGGUCCUGCUUCACUCCUCCGGCCAUGGACCUCAGCCUGUCCCCCUCCUCCCGCCACACCUCCUCCCUCUCUCCUUCUCCUUCCUCCCCCUCUUCCCCCUCCCCUUCCUCACCCCUCGAGUCCCCUCACAGCAGCAGCAGCCCCCAGCCACAUCUAUUCUCACGGGAAACACCUCGUCAUCAAGGUGUGGAGUGCGGAGCUUCACCGCAGGGUUAUCCGUUUUAUCUGCCGAUUGGAAGUCCACCGAGGGGCUACAGCUUUCCCUCCGCCAUGUUCAUCGGUCAGAACAGAGAGAAGCAAGUUUCACCGGAGCCCUCACUGGACGGUCAGCUGGCCUGCCGUUGGAUGAAGUGCCACCUGCUGUUCGACUCGCUGCAGGACUUGGUGGAUCACAUCAACGACUUCCACGUCAAACCUGAAAAGGAUUCUGGGUACUGCUGCCAGUGGGAGGGCUGUGCUCGAAAUGGGAGGGGCUUCAAUGCCAGAUACAAAAUGCUGAUUCACAUCCGCACACAUACCAAUGAGAAGCCGCACCACUGUCCCACGUGUAACAAGAGCUUCUCGCGUCUGGAGAACCUGAAGAUACACACCCGCUCACAUACAGGAGAAAAACCCUACAUCUGCCCUUAUGAAGGCUGCAGCAAACGUUACUCCAACUCUAGCGACCGCUUCAAACACACCCGCACCCACUACGUUGACAAGCCUUACUACUGCAAGAUGGCAGGCUGUCUGAAGCGCUACACAGAUCCCAGCUCACUGCGCAAGCACAUCAAAGCCCACGGGCACUUUGUUGCCCAGGAGCAAGGUGCUCCAAGCAGGCUGGAGUCAGGGUUGGGCAUCCCUGGGCACCAGAGCACUGCUGAACUGCCCCCUGUAGGCGGAGCCCACAUCAUCAUACCUGGGGCUGCUGCAGCUCUUCUUGGGGGUCUCGGGACCUCUUUGCCUCUCUCUGCUUUCUGCCACGCCAGAGCCCUGGGCCACCAUGGGGCACCGCUCUUUUCAGUUGGAGGAGGCAGCAGCAUGGGGCCACUCGGCCUCUCAGACUCCCCUCUGUUACACUUCGGACUUUCAGCUGCUUCUAUGCUAGGGCUGGGAGCUCUGGGAGGUCUGGGGCGGAUGGUGGGGAAGGAGACAGAAGAGGAAGAGGAGGAAGGAGAGGAGGGGGAGGUCCUGAACCUGUCAGCAGGGGUGGGGCCCAAACGUAGAGACCCUUUGUCUUGGGUGGUUGUUCCCCCGAGGGCGCUCCUCCUUAAACCAGCUGUUGUCAGCUAGGCUGUGCACUCAGCAAUUCAAAAAGAACCAGGGAGUGUGUGCUUGUGAUCUUGUGUGUCUGUUUUAUGUAUGUCCGGGCAUGUGUGUUCACAGACAUACAUGACUGUGUGUGUGUGUGUGUGUGUGUGUGUGUGUGUGUCUUUGUGCGCAUGUGAGGGAUCAAAGGUCACUGUCACCUGCAGAGCCAUAAAAAGCACUUCAGUCAUUCCAGCCCAGAAACAACUGAAAGACAGAAAAGUACAGACGUCUUUGUAUUAAGUGGACAAGACCUAAGCAAGACCUUUGAGUGUCUGGUUGCACCAUGUUUUUGCACCCCGCGCUUCACCUGUCUCACAGUGUAAAGGGCAACUUCACCCAAAUUACUAAAAAUGUGUGAAACCUAGAUGCAUCUAGCCAUGCAGAGCCAUUUUUACCCUUCUCAGAUGUCUGCUGAAAACAGUAUUAAAAAUAUAUCAGUAACUUUUCAAUCAGUUGCCACAAGGUAAUUUUUUUUCUCCUGUUUAGAGAUAAUUAACCUUAACAUGCUAACACACUAAGCUAAGGUAGUUAACAAGGUCAACAUUGCACCUGUAACCAUCAUCAGCAUUGUCUGUGAGCAUGUAAGCAUACUGAAGUUAGCAUUUAGCUCAAAGUGUCUACAGCCAGAUCUUACGAGCCUUAAAAAUCUAAUUGCGUUCGAUCAAGCUGGUGGCAGAUGUUUUGGAGAAUGAUAUCUCAAAAACCCAUCACAGAAAACAUCUAUCUGCAUGGCUUGGUACCAUAUAAGUGAGAAAAUAUGUGUGAUUUGGGUGAACUGAUCCUUUAAUAUGUCACAUCCUCCUGUUCAUCUGCACCUUGACCCUGUGGUCAAUAAGCAUUUUAUAGCAGACAAUCACUUAUAUCCUGAUUUACCAAACCAGGUCAUGAAAAAAGAGCAGGUGCAUGAAUCAUUUUAUGUUUGACAACCCCCAUUCACUGCUUCCACACACCCACACUGUGUAUUCUACUAAAUAAAAAUGGAAAAGCAGGAUUAUGGGGCGCCAAGAGAAAUGCAGUCCAUACACAAUAAUUUAAUGCAAAAUUAAUGAAUGCGUGUUGUGUUGCGUAACUUCAUUAUGAUCUACCCAUGCUACAUCAGUUUAUACAUUUCCAUCAGGCAAAGUGAAGAGUUUGUGCAAUUAAAGAAUAGAAUUCAGAAUAAGAUAUCAGUCAUUUGAAAAUCUGACACCAACUCCCAUAAAGUGACUGCUGACAUUAAAAAACAUCUGAGGUCAUUUGAGUUCAACGUUUUACAAGAUGAUCAUGUGUUUGAGAAUAUAAUUCUUAGUUUUUGACACAGAUUUUGAAGUUGUUUACUUACAAAACAGAUCUAAGGCUAUUUAGAAUCCAACUCUACAAGGUCUGACUCAGAGUUUUAUGGUUUAAAGAAGUUUUAUUAUGUGCAAUAUGUGAACUUCAGUGACCCCUUACCGGCGUCAUUUCCAUGCCCUCAGCAAACAAAAUAAUUACCCCCCACCUUGAGGAAAACCGAGGCCUAAUGCCACACAUGCACAUUUAUGACGUAGGUAUCUCUUUGAUUUGCUAGUCAUAAAGUGAUAUUGGUGUGGCUCUCAGCAGCUUUGUUGUUUGUUUUAACUCAGAGACCUUGACUCAGAGCUGCUUUGAGAAGUUCACGACACUACGAUGUGUGACGCAAGGUUAUAAUACACAUAGAGCUAUGUUUGACCAUGUGAUUUUUCAAGUCGCAAGAAAAAAAAAAUCUGUCGACAUAAGUGAAUGUAGGUUUGAGGUUAACUCCUUUCUUUGCUUGCAGCUCAGCUUAUUCCCUGCUCUUACUUAUCAUUCCAAGACAAUGAUCUCAACAGGAUCAGCCCUGCCUCGUAGACAAGGCCCACUGAGGAACACAUUCAACUAGAAACACAAUAGACAAGGGUGUGUAUUAGUUAAUAAUGGGUACACAUUUGCUUUAGAUGAAUGUUUCAAAAAAAAAAAAAAAGGUACACAAGAAGAAGCCAAACAACGAUUUACAAACAGUCUCUCAAA
This is a messenger RNA of Toxotes jaculatrix (banded archerfish), 3958 nucleotides long. Its product is annotated as zinc finger protein GLIS2-like. The transcript has 7 exons. Gene Ontology annotation, biological process: regulation of transcription by RNA polymerase II; smoothened signaling pathway. Gene Ontology annotation, cellular component: nucleus. NCBI's taxonomy places the organism in Eukaryota, Metazoa, Chordata, Actinopteri, Toxotidae. Gene Ontology annotation, molecular function: DNA-binding transcription factor activity, RNA polymerase II-specific; RNA polymerase II cis-regulatory region sequence-specific DNA binding. Bases 470 to 1936 code for a protein of 488 amino acids. The record is from RefSeq and is a predicted model, not a curated record.